UACUGCCCUCAUUUGCUCCCAUGAGAAGACAAUGUUUAAAAAAAAGUGACAAUAAAGAACAGAUAGAUUUGCUAUCUCCUUGCGAUAUAUGAACAGUUUUGUAUACAGAGGCUAGCAGUCAAAGAUCAUACACGGAAUACUUACUAAUGAAGGCUGAUGCUGUUGCGAAAACGUGUAGGAGGACUCAAACAAUUCUGUACUGCGUUAUUCAACGUGACGAUGGGACGAAAAUAAAUCAUGUUGUCUGACAGUGGAUUGCAAGUCUCCUCGCAGGCAAUCACUGUUGGAGUUUGAUUUGUUCCAUGCUGGUAAAUAAAACACUUGUAUGUCAAGAUAAUCAAAAAUAAAUAAAAUGAUUGUGUUUUACUUUAUAUAAAAUUACAGUAUUGACAUAAUUACAAACACUACAUUGUCAUAAAUUGAUUUUUUUGCCAAUUUCUUAGCUUCAAUUUAUCGUACAUUGUUUUGCUUCUGGUAUGUGUGUGCCUAAGGUAGUGGUAAGGCGUAGUAAUAUUUGUUCUCUGCAGAGGAUGAAGAAUAUAUGCCAUGUAGUAUUUCAAAAUGAUCUGUCUACAUGUGUUGCUCCACCAUUUGUGAUCAAGUAUUCAUUGUUUAAGGAGAUAAGACUGAAAUUUUGGGGGGACCGUAUAUACCAUCCGUAUUAUAUAUCUAUGUUUAUUUUUUGCAAGCCCCAACAUUUUUAGUUCGCAUGCAUGGCCCAAAUGUUCGCGUCUUGACACUUUCAAAUUUAGACUUAAUUUGAAAAUAAUUACUGUUCAGAUAGCUAAAUAGAUGGAGAGACCACUAGAUGAUUCAUCCCAGUGUCUAAUGAGGCUUCACUAAUCCGUAAUGGACUUUGUUCUAUUUUCAGAUGGAAACCUAAAUGGAUGAAUGAGUUCAUUUACAUAAAUUUACCUUUGCUUUUUUACUUUGCAGAAACACUUUUCAAUUUCUUUUAAGCGUUUGUCUUCCAGGUUCUAAAAAAUUAGUACAUUUAAAAUGGAAGAUUUACAAUAGUAAAGCAUUAAGGAAAAGCGAAUAUGUAGAAUAAAUGUUAAUUAUUGUACUGUACAAUAAAUGUUAGUUUAGGGCAAAUAAAAGCAAAUAUUUGAAAGUACAGUUACUUUUUCUUAUUGUUAUCAUGAUUUAAUGAAAUCGGAAUAAGAAUUGUGUUUUGUGAUUUUAUGCUUCAAAAGUGAUGAUAAUCACAUUACAAUUUAAUUGAAAUGUAAUUAGUUACACUUGUUGGGCAAAACAAUAUGUGAAGUAACCUCACUCUGUGCUGUGUUUUUAUUUUUUAAACGCAACAAAAGCACUGGCUGGUCCAAGUGACACCUACGAGAUUGCUGCUCAACCACCUCCAUCUUUAACACCAGGCAAGAAGCUCAAUGAGUUGGACUGGACAUGUUUUUGGCUCUCAUCUAACACAAACUUAUCAAGAUAGAAAAGAAGACAAAAGCAAAUAAUAUUAUUUUGCAGAUUAAACGGAUUUGGAAUCAAAAGGUGAUCAAUUUUGGUGUCAAUUUCAAGCAAGCAUGUCAUUGUCAAGAAUGUUACUAUUUUUUCAAGAUUAAUUUAUUAUGGAAAACUACUUGAUAUCCCGAGGAACCUUUAUGGCAUUUUGAAUUGGAUUCCCGAACCUCACGCGUGUAUUGAAUCGUUUGAUGAUCAAUACAUUGGAAGCUUUUGCAACGUUCCGAUUGGCUCCUGGCUGAAGCGCAGCUCGUCUUAUAAAACGAGCGCCUCGUUGCGCUGCUUUUUCCCUGCUUCUGGAUCACACUGGAAGCAGCAGAACGUUUCGUCGCGCACAUAACCUCGGAGAACGUCGCACACGUCACUUUGUAACUAUUCUGAAGAAGGCAAAGUUCGGCAGUGAACAGGUAAUUCGGCCAUACCAGAUGUAGCCGAUUUGUUUUUUUUUCAGCUAAGUUCUACUUUGUUCUUAAUGUAUUGAGAAAAUAUUUAGAUGUCGUUAUACGUGAAAAAGAAGUUUGGUUAAUGCUUUGGGGUGUGGUGGAAUUUACAUUUACUGAGGCAUGAAUAGCAAAUCAUGUUAAGUAAUUAAUUUUUGCUGAGUUUGAAAUUUAGAGUGGAUCGUUUUUGUGUCUAUUUUGUAUUUUAGGGAAUGUAUGUAUUUACUUUGAUGAUAAGAGAAACAAAUGUUACAGUGUAAUUGAAAAGUAAUUCCACAUUUUCUCAACACUUACAAAUCACUUAUUUAAAUGUUUUUCUCAUUUGUGUGUGUUAGUUGUUUCAUGAAUGUUUAAGUAAAUGUGUGGUGUGGAAUGAUUAUUAUUAUUAUUUGGGGUUUGUUAAAUUCUACAGUAUCAAACAGACUCCUGUUGCAUUCCAUCACACAAGAGACGUUUUUUAUUUUAUUGUAUUAAAACAUUUGACCCUGUAGAGACAUCAUAUUUGUAAUAUAUAUAAAUAUGUAUACAUAUACAUAGUAUAUUUACUUGUUAAUGCAGAACUGAUGGCUUGACACUCCUAGGUGGACAUGUGGCUCCUGGAGAAGCUACGUAACAAAAUGGAGACCAGUGGAUCCCAAUCUCAGCCCUCGCAGACCACCGAGGCCAUUCCGGUGUCUGUGUACGCUAAUGUGCUCACCCCCGAAAAGAUCCCCAAUUUCUUCAUCCCCCCCAAACUCAUCUGUUGCCCACCAGAAGAGCCAGCCACUCCCAAGCCUCAGCACUGCUCCACCUUACGACCCUCCACCUCCGAUCACGUCAUCUGCGUCCAGACUCCCAGAGCUCGAGGCAGUAAAAACUCAUGCAGCCCUCGCCUCUUUUCCCGUUUCGGAGGGGAAAGGCGCAAUCUCCAAAAGUCAGCAAAUCGUCACAUCAUCCAAAUAGAGAGCGCAGAUGAGCCAGUCGCCGUGACUUCGCACGCCAACACAAACGCAGACCCUCAGUCCCAGACCGCAAUGUCGCUGCCUUACGUUCCCAAGGCCCAGACCUCCUAUGGCUUCUCCACACUGGUGGAGUCUCCUCACACCCGGCGCAAAGAGAGCCUGUUCCACAGCGACCCCAGCAGCCCUCUGACCUCCCCAAACUCCCAGAGGCGCUCUCAAGGGGGGACUCAUUUGACCCCGGCUGACAACAACCUCUACCGUUACUUCAGUGGCGGCGAGAGUGACACCUGCUCUUCGGCGGACUCGUCCCCUUUUAACUCUCCUCUGCUGUCCCGCUCGGCCUCGCUCCUGCGUUCCAUCACACAAGAGACGGUGCACAAGGUAUCUCGUGCCAAGCGCUCGCUGGCCCGCCACAGCUCUCUCUCCACGGACGAUUGCAGCUCAGCCGACAACAGCCCCAACAUGCAACGCCGGCGGACGCGUUGCCCGACUUCUCCCGCGCUCCGCAAAUACAAAGGGAGCAGCUCGAGGGCCUGGGCAUCCGACCCCCUGCAGCGCGAGCACACCAUUAACCUGCACAAGGGCGGGACGCUCCGACUCAGCACGCACUACGACCCAGAGGCGGCGCGGCUGAGGGUUCGCGUGCUUAAAGCGGAGGCCAUUUACGGCAAGCAGACGGACGUUAAAAGCAUCAACUGCUGUGUGGGGCUUUACCUGAAACCCGGCAAGAAACAGAAACAGAGAAGCACGAUUAUAAAGAAUAGCAGGAAUCCUGUUUUUAACGAGGAUUUUUUUUUUGACUCGCUCCCCAAGACGCAAGUCAAAAGUCUAGCCAUGAAGAUAAAAGUAGUGAACAAGGGAACCAGUUUGAAGAGAGACAUCCUUCUCGGAGAACGGGAAGUGUUGCUUAGUGAGUUGCUCGCAGGCCUGUAGGAAAUCCCUGUCGAGAUUUAUGCCGACGAAAAUGACAGCAGCCCUUCAUCUUCAGAGCUUUUCGGGCGUCAUUCCACUUCACAGAGCUGAUCAAUACUGGACAGAUGAAAGUCUUAUGGGAGAUGUAUCUGGCACAUUAAAGGCCAAACCAAAAACCAGACUGGCAAAUUACAGUUUACAAUUACAAUAAGUGGAACCUACUCCUGAGCUGCACAAUGUACUUUGUAUUGGCAUUUUUUAAAUGAGUUGUAAUGGUCUAGUUUACAUGGGAUGCCAAAUGUAUAAGCUGCGCUAUCAAAUGAAUGCCGUUUUGUUUUUGAUAGACUUUGUAUUUGGUAAUGUAUUGGCUACUGACUGUAACAACCCUCAGGCUGCUGUACUAGUAACUUGCUGUCAAAACAA
This is a messenger RNA of Syngnathus typhle (broad-nosed pipefish), 4189 nucleotides long. Its product is annotated as C2 calcium-dependent domain-containing protein 4C-like. The record is from RefSeq and is a predicted model, not a curated record. NCBI's taxonomy places the organism in Eukaryota, Metazoa, Chordata, Actinopteri, Syngnathiformes, Syngnathidae. The coding region runs from base 2501 to 3787 and encodes 428 amino acids. The transcript is spliced from 2 exons.